Messenger RNA from Tribolium madens (black flour beetle), 729 nucleotides. Its product is annotated as odorant receptor 4-like. Bases 1 to 729 code for a protein of 242 amino acids. Gene Ontology annotation, molecular function: odorant binding; olfactory receptor activity. The transcript has 5 exons. Gene Ontology annotation, cellular component: plasma membrane. Gene Ontology annotation, biological process: sensory perception of smell; detection of chemical stimulus involved in sensory perception of smell. Lineage: Eukaryota; Metazoa; Arthropoda; Insecta; Coleoptera; Tenebrionidae. The record is from RefSeq and is a predicted model, not a curated record.
AUGGCUUUCUUUCCUUGGAAGUCUGUGAUUAAUUCUAACCUUCUGCUCUUAAAAUUUUUGGGCUUAUGGCCAAAAGAAAACAAUUAUGGGCAUUGUGUAGAGUUUCAACCAAAAAACCCCAAUCAUGUGAAUUUAUCUCGCACCAUUUUACACAUAUGGAAACUCAUGUUUUACGCAAUGGUAGGUAGUGUAGUUGCAACUGUCUUGGCUUUGGAGGUCAUGCCUGUGCUCAGUGGUACUCUGGCACAAUAUGAGCUCCCGUUUUGGGCUUGGUAUCCUUACAAAACACGAACAUCGCCUCUUUUUGAAAUCAUCUAUUUGUAUCAAGAUCUUUGUGUGUUUUGUAUUGGGAUUGUCAGCGUAAACAUAGAUCUUUUGAUCAUGGCAUUGAUGAUGUAUGCUGGCAUUCAGUGUGAUCUCUUAUGUUAUGACUUGAAAAAACUCAACAAUGCAAAAAAUGAUUUUAAUAAUAAUUUAAUAAUGUGCAUAAAGCAUCAUAAGAAAAUUGAUAGUUUUGCGAAACACUCAAAUGUGUUUUUUAAUGAAAUUUUGCUAAUACAAUUUUUAACUAGCACGGCAUCAUUGGGGUUAGCUCUAUUUCAGUUUAGUUUGGUUGAUCCUUUAAGCCCUGAAGGCUACAUGAUUUUCUUGUACGUGUUAUGCAUCAUAACAGAAAUAUUUUUAUACUGCUGGUUUGGAAAUGAGGUGGAAAUCAAAAACGACGACUGA